Messenger RNA from Sorex araneus (European shrew), 1181 nucleotides. Its product is annotated as cytochrome c oxidase assembly protein COX14. The record is from RefSeq and is a predicted model, not a curated record. Gene Ontology annotation, biological process: mitochondrial respiratory chain complex IV assembly. The coding region runs from base 64 to 957 and encodes 297 amino acids. Gene Ontology annotation, cellular component: mitochondrion. NCBI's taxonomy places the organism in Eukaryota, Metazoa, Chordata, Mammalia, Eulipotyphla, Soricidae. The transcript has 4 exons.
UGGUUCGGCUGCGGUGGCACAGAAGUCCUUGUUUCCACGCACACUGGAAGGAAAGGGGAGGGGAUGAUGAGAAAAAGAAAAGCGAUCCGCGUUUCCAAAUCCUGGGCUCGGCCCGCGCGGCGCCGCCCGCCCGCUGGUCGCUUCCCGGCGCUUCGGGGGAUUCGUCCCGCCGCCGCAAGCACGGACACAAACACGAGAGAAAACUCUGCGAUUCCUCCUUCGUGCCACUCUGUGGCCCAGGCCCAACUGGCCGCUGCCUCGGCCGCCCGGUUCCUCCCACUGAGCUCGGCCCGAGGGGGCCGCCGGCGGGAGGGCGGCUCCAGGCGCUGGGGGGCGGCUGACACGACCUACCUAGCUAACGGGGGGCUGGCUGAGUCUGAUUCGGACAGGGCGUCCUUUCUUCCGCGGGCGGACACCCUACACUGCACGGUAGAGGGGGGUCUCCGCUCGGCGGAGAGCGACUACAGCCCCAGAGCACGCGGGCGCCCCCGACGGCCAGCUCGCCGCGUCUGCGCCGUGCGCGCACGGGCCCGGAGGCCGGAAGUGCGAAAGCGGAAGUUGGCCGCCGGGGCCCGCCUAUGUGGGCGGGGCUGGGAGCGUCGGCGGCGCCGCAGGGUCUCCGCAGUUCCGAAGGGAAUUCGGGUGCGUGCGCGGGGUUCUGCGGAGAACGGCCCCGGUCUUCAGCCGUCGGUGCCCUUGAGGUCCCGGGCCGCGAUCUCCGCUGCUGCCGCCCGCUGGGCACCUCCUUGCAGGAAUCACCCUUGGCGGUGCUCAGGUGACAACAUGCCAACUGCCAAGCAGCUAGCUGACAUUGGCUACAAGACCUUCUCUACCUCCAUGAUUCUCCUCACCGUGUAUGGGGGAUACCUCUGCAGUGCCCGAGUCUACCAAUUUUUCCAGCGGCGUAGCUCAGAGAGACAGGCUUCGGAAGAGCAGAAGACUUCAGGAGUUCUGUGAAACCGGGGAGCUUUUUUCCUCUGAGCGAGAGCCUGAGGCAUGCUAUGGGAAGAUCUCACCUGUAAUUAUUUCCAAGUCAGGAAAGAAGUAGAGCCUUAAUAGUUUUCAAACCUGUUUGGAAAAAAUAUGCAUGCUUUCUCUAGUACUGCCAACUUGGGGAAGCUAUAUCAAAUCACAUCAGGAAUGGGAAAGUGAGGCACACCUAUUAAAUGUUUUGCUCUGUC